Neurospora crassa OR74A is the source of this 2679-nucleotide messenger RNA. RefSeq names its product serine/threonine-protein kinase cbk1 (gene stk-21). NCBI's taxonomy places the organism in Eukaryota, Fungi, Ascomycota, Sordariomycetes, Sordariales, Sordariaceae. The transcript is spliced from 5 exons. The coding region runs from base 1 to 2679 and encodes 892 amino acids. Gene Ontology annotation, biological process: intracellular signal transduction; peptidyl-serine phosphorylation. Gene Ontology annotation, molecular function: ATP binding; protein serine/threonine kinase activity. The record is from RefSeq and is a predicted model, not a curated record.
AUGUCCGGAGCAGUUUUUCGUGCAGUAGCAGAACCGACAAUCAUUCAUCGAAAACAUUUGAAGGGACGAAUCCCGUUUCCUCAGUCCCCGCCGGCAUCACCAAUUACAGGAGACGUGGAUACUGAAUCCAGCAAGAACAGUCUUACAAAUAGCAACAGCAACCCAAGUAUGUCUCCCGAGAUCUCGACCGCUCAGAGCUCCUUAGAUUCCAGAUUCUAUUCAUCACCCCCCGGCAAUUCUUACUUUAAAAGUGUUGGUACAAGGGCUUCUGAGAAGAAGAAGCAUUUACAACGUCAUCAGCACCCUGUCCUGAAUUGUGCGCAUGCCAAACGCCGCGGCGUCAAUACACUCUCUAGUCCUGAAAGCAAUCUCACUACAAUUCAAGAGACUGCUCUAGAUCAAACGUCUCCUAGCGUACUGACUGUCGAGCGGGCAGCCGCGGCCAAGAUUUACCUUGAAACUUACUUCGAUGAGCUGCUGAAUCCCGGCCCCUGCCCGCGGUCUAUUCGUCUUCAUUUGCUUGAGACGCAUCUGAUCAACUGUGGUGCCUUGGAUGGUAAAGUGAGCCCUUCGGAGAUAACAGCUGUGCGUGCGGAUUUUUUCCGUCGAGAGAGCGAGCAUCUACGCAAGACUCGCGUACUGAAAGUCCGCAGUACCCUCGCACUCGUGGCGCAACGGGGUGCCCCUGAAGCCAGCCUUGAACAGGAUUGGGAUGUCUUAAAGAUUCUGGGUAAAGGCAGCUUUGGGGUGGUACGACUCGUUCGGGAAAAAUCCCAAUAUCGUGAUGAAGGUCCCAAUGGCCGCUCUGAAACUUGGUCCGAAGCUAGCAGCAAGCAGGUAUACGCCAUGAAGGUUAUACGAAAGUCAGACAUGCUUCGGACUAGCCAAGAGGGUCAUCUAAAAGCCGAAAGGGACUUUCUUGUUGCAUCUGAAGGCUCAAAAUGGAUUGUGCCACUCAUCGCAAGCUUCCAGGACGCUGCCAAUCUCUAUCUUGUCAUGGAGUAUAUGCCGGGUGGUGAUUUUCUCGGACUUUUGAUUCGGGAGAACAUCCUACACGAGUCUGUAGCACGAUUCUACGUUGCCGAAAUGAUACUAUGUGUCGAGGCGGCACAUGCGCUCAAGAUCAUUCAUCGUGAUAUCAAGCCGGACAACUUUCUCAUCUCUGCCUCAGGUCAUCUGAAGAUCAGUGACUUCGGGCUGGCAUUCGACGGUCACUGGUCGCAUGACGCCUCAUACUUCAACUGUCACCGAUAUAGCUUGCUCAACAAGUUGGGCAUCCACAUCGAGGGUGAUGACCAAGACAAGGCCGAAGGUCGCAGUCUGCAGGCCACAAUGAAAUGGGCAAGCGGUAUUAUGACGGGGAUCGACAAGCACGAGAAAAAAACCACAGAUGAUGGAGAGCCCCUUCUUAGCUGGCGUAAUCGAUGCGGCAACCGCACUUCUGCUAUGAGCGUUGUCGGCACUAGCCAGUAUAUGGCGCCAGAAGUCAUUGAAGGGAAGAAGUACGAUGCUCGACAUAUGACGAAGCAGAACAUUCUCAGAUACAAGGAGACAUUCCAUUUUCCACGUCAACCUGCUGUCUCUGCAAGAUGUCAGCAACUGAUCACGUCGCUUAUAGACAACAGAGAGAACAGGCUCUGCUCUAAACGCUAUCGCUUCAAAGAUCUCAUCAACAUGUCUAUGACCGCCCAAUCAGCCAAUCUGGGAACCACAGGAGGACCCAGUGUAGGGACGAGUUCUUAUGGCCAUCACCGGAAGCAGCAGCCCGAGUCGGCAGCUCCACGAGACUUCGCCGGACGUUACGUAUUUCCUUACGAUGCUGAAGACAUCAAGGCGCACAGGUGGUUCAGGGGAGUUCCUUGGGAAAGGUUGCAUGAGAUUGAUCCCCCAUACAUACCGCAUCUACGAGGCCCUGAUGAUACUCAUUAUUUCGACGACGAGGAUCCUAUCAGCGAUUGGAGCAACAGCAGCGAGGAAUCAGAGCCGGAGGAUCCCUCACCGACAAAUCUUAGCUCUCCGGUCAUUUCAGACCCAUACGGAAGCUCAAGUCCCAUCAGUCCAACAACACCCUCUAUGCUUGGAUCUCUCAAGGACCUUAGUAUAGGCAGCCGUCCCCCCAACCCCAAACGAAAAACGACUUCUGUGGCUAAGCAAGCUCUUCAAGGCUUCAGGCGUGAUGUUGAGAAGUGGGCUCUCACGGCCAUUGCAACUCCGUAUGACAGAAAUCGCCUACACAAUCUUGACUCGCAAAUUGAUGAAAGGUUUGCCGAUCUGGCUUCGGAAGAUCGGGAGAUGUUGAAACAGUUUGUGCGGGUCUAUGGAAAGAAAGACCGAAAGAGGCCCAGGGACAAGCUGUUGAGGGACAAGAACACCAAGGCAGUGGUCAUGGAUGUGAGGAAGAGGACCGCCUUUAUGGGCUACACUUGGCGACGGAUGAACCACGACGGUAACGGGGCGGUGAGAAAGGGCUUGGAACGGAUUUGGCCCAACGUUGGUUCCUUUGCGAGCGAUGGGAAUCCCAGGGGCGAAGAUGGCACAUUCGAUGCUGACGGUGUUGCAUUUGGCGGUAGCGGUGGUUAUACCGAAAGUGUUCCUGCGAAUCAUGUUGGCUAUGAGUGGGAAGAGGAUCGCGCCGCUGCUGUGAAAGCUUUACGCAAGGGAAGACUGAGCUGGCUCUAG